CGUUGUUCGCUACAUAUAUAAACGUGAAUUUAGAAUACAAAGUGUAUUUAUUCUGUGUGAAUUAUUACUUCAAAAUUUAUCUAUAAAAACACGUGAAUAUUAUUAAUAAAAAUUUGCGUACGGUUUUUUUUAAUCUGAAUUAUUAAAAAUUUGAAAAUUUUGUACUAUUUUGUUAAGUUUCUGGAAUAAGAGUUCUUUUCGAUUAUAGAGCACAGGGCAAUCACAGACGCUCCUUCGUUCAACGAUAUUGUGAACAUCACAAAAAGUUUGUAACCAUUGAAAAAUUCAUCGUAUGUGCGGUGAAUCCGUGAUACGAAUUCAUUUUGACACACAUAUAAUAAUCCAACAAGUCAGGCGACAGUGAAAGGUGACACGAAAAGACGCAACUAGCCAAAAUAAUACGAUUAAAAGUUUUUGGAGAUAUUUUCGAGGUAACAUAUACGUGAUUCGUUAUGUCAACGCCACCAUUGUCCACAUCCAUGCCACCCGUACCUCCAGGAGGUAGACGUGAAUCGUUUGCACGACGAGCCGAAAGUCUAAUCGAACAGAGAUAUGUUGUGAGCACAGACCGAAGCGGAGAUAUUUCAGUGACAGUUCAGGGUGAUUUAUCGCAACAAGAAAAACGAGCUGUUUUUUUAACCGUUCAUGAUUUGGGAUGCAAUCAUACAUCAUUCCAAGAGUUUGUGAACAGUCCAUGCAUGACUGAAAUUAAGGAGAGAUCGUGUUUCAUUCACGUUGAUGUCCCUGGUCACGCUGAUAACGCUGAAAAGCUUCCUGACACCUUUGUUUUUCCAUCGCUGAAAACACUUGGUGAGGAUUUAGUCACCGUAUUAGAUUUCUUACAUGUUAAAUAUGUAAUCGGGCUCGGUGAGGGAGCUGGUGCAAAUACAUUGGCACGCUUCGGUUUGGCCCAUCCGGCUCGGUGCUUGGGUUUGAUUUUAAUCAAUUGCACCGGAAGCGCCGCAUCCGUUGUUGAUUCUUUCAAAACUAAGUUCAUCAACUGGAAGGCUGACGAGGUUGCCCAAAGCGCCGAAGAUUUUCUGCUGUAUCACAAAUUUGGUCAUAUCAUUGCCAAUGAGCAAUUGGUUGGUGAAAGUAAUCCGGACAAGGAGAAAGUCAUUCAUGAGUUUCAAGACCGCCUGCAUGGCGCUUUGAACAACAAGAAUAUGGGACUCUAUGUAAAAGCAUUCAUGAGUCGUAAAGAUUUAUCAUUGAAAGAUUGCAAAAUCGAUGCGCUCCUAAUAACUGGCAUGCUAUCGCCAUAUGCAACGGUCGUCGAGAAGCUUCAUCGUGACGUAAAUAAGGAACGUGUCACCAUGUUAAAAGUUGAACGAGCUGGCGAUGUUCUGGUUGAUGCUCCAGCAAAGGUAGCCCAAUCAAUUUUGCUGUUCUGCAAAGGCCAAGGUCUUUUAACAUCGGUUGCAAUGCCCGGGGUUGAUCGCGGACGCGCAUUCAGCACCAGCUCGGGCGGUUCAAAUGAUGGUUCAUUAUUGGGGCCACGUCGCCUUUCUCGCGGCAUGUCUAUGGAAGAAUAUGAUAAACCAAACAUUCGUCGACUCAGCAUCACCGUCAACAACGAUGGCAUUCCAGUAACUGGACGAAAAUAAAUUCAAUGAAUAAACAAUUAAAGCUAAUUGAAAUACCAUUUUGAAAAUGGUUUACAAGAGAAUAUACAAGUUACAAGAGAAAUGAAACAUAUGGAUAGAAGUCUUAAGAUUGACGCUGUAGUAGACCACACGGAUUGACAAGUGAACUAUUCUCCAGAACAAUUUUACUCUGUUUGAUUAUACAACUCUUUUUAUAUCUUACAUUUCCAAUUUUUAUGAUAAAAUUCACACAUUUAUUAGAAGUCUAACGACUCUAUCGUUUUUUUUGUUUGUUCCUAAUAUUCGAUAUUUUAUUUCAUUUUUUUUAUUGUUGUUGGUUUUAUGUUUAAAGAAAUAUGUAUUUUUGAAGAAAUUGUAUUAGUUAUAUUGGUAACUUUAAAAAAAAUAUGUCAUAUUUGUUUCAAAUUAAGCAAGGAAAGGUUAUCUAUCAAAUUAAGACGAUGAAAAUUACACAGUCUAUUCAAUGUUGACCAUCUGAAUAACUUUAUUACCGUAGAUGAUAAAUUAUACUCUUUAACCAUAUAACAUAAUGCUCUAAAUAGAAGUAAAAUAUGAUAGAAUGAUUUUGUGCAUAUGCAUAAAAAAUAGUGAAAUAAUGUGCUUUCGUUUUUUCUCUCUCAAUCUGAUACCUCCUUCUAAUCGGCUCGCAUUUAUUCCAACAUCCACUGAUUGAAAAAGUCGUAAAUUCUCUAUCGGAGAAUCAAGGAGAGAGUUCGCCAUAAGGAGGGGGGUUAUACAGUUAUACCUGUAUUCAACGUAGUAAAUGUGUAUCAAUAAAGUAAUAAUAAAUGAUUUAAAUCUGCAUCGCCAUUUAUCUGAUUAAUUUGCACAAGAGCAUUUUUCGUAGUAAAAAAACUUGAAUUUAAUGAUAGAAACUCUGAUAAUGGAAAAAAAAAAGAUACAUAAAAUAUAAGGAUAGUAAAGAAGGUCAUAUUGUCGCCUCUUUCUCUCGCAAUUUCGAUAGUCCGUAUUAAAAGAAAAAAAAUAUUAACCACUAAGCAAACCAUUUCGUACCAUAAUAAAAUUCAUAUCAAUUUGACGAUAUGUUAAUGCACCGAAAACAAUGUUCAAAAUUUAUGAGAAAACAAACCGAUAAGCGAUAUAAACCGAUUUUCGGCUAAAACAAAUUUACCGAAACAUGUUUAGAAUAAAAAAAAUAUGAUCCAACUGUUGACAAUGUAGUAUUGAUAUAAGCUCACUGAAACAACAGACAAAAUCGCACACACAUCAGCACCAUCAUAAUCAUUUUAUUCAUAGCAAAUAGACGAAAAUCCAAAUGACAAAACAAAUACAAACGGUACCUUUUUUCCACUAUUUCGAGCCGACGAUAUUUUUACACAGCUCCCACGCAAUACAAGUAGACUUUUUUUAGCAUAAUACUUGCAAAAUCAAAUGACCCGAUAAUUUGAAAGAGAAAGAGAUAGUAGACAAUUUGAUUAAAUGACUUUGGUGUAGAAUGAAAUUCAAUGGAUUUAAGCUUAAAAAUGGAGUGUGUGAACCAUUGCAAAAGCGAUAUUGUAUUUGAACAGGGCAUUUUAUUGGACAUGAUGAGCCAUUUAGAGUUGAUGUUUUCGCUAUGAAAUGCAGCUUUAUUAUCGAAAUAUUUAUAGAAUUAAAUAAUGACCUUUUCAGAUGCGCCAUACACUUUGGAUAAAUUGAUUUAUAUCAUAAGAGAUUUAAUGUUUGGGAUCAGAAUCAACAUUUUAUUUUAUGUGUACUCUAUUCAAGGAUCAUCAGUAUAAAAAUAGAUAUCUCAAUAAAAAUACAUUGGCACUUAUAUUUACCAAA
Molecule: messenger RNA, 3395 nt
Organism: Contarinia nasturtii (swede midge)
Lineage: Eukaryota; Metazoa; Arthropoda; Insecta; Diptera; Cecidomyiidae
Exons: 12
Coding region: 453-1607 (384 amino acids)
Biological process (GO): signal transduction
Cellular component (GO): cytoplasm
Source: RefSeq, a predicted model, not a curated record